AUGUCGUCCUGGGGUGAUCCGACAGUGUGGAAUGAUGGUCCUUGGCCUGGCAAAGGCACCGAAGAUUCCGACAGUGUGAAUAGCGAAGUUCAAGUUGGUGAAAUUGGACAUAUCUGCCAAGUCAGAGAUGCCUUUGCCGAGUUCAACAAAUCUGGCGAGUUGGUCAAAUGGCUCGACGAGAUCCCCAAUAAGAGUCCUGACCUCGAGGAAGAAGAGCUAAUCCUCAAGGCCAAACGGAUUCGCGAUACUUAUGCUAUCGUCUGUGGUCGCUACCCAACCAAAGAAAAUACCUGGGAGAUUCGUACCAUCUGGAUCAACAAUCCCAUUCUACAGGAUAUUCUACGAAAUAUUUCCGUAGAUCCCGAUUGGAGUUCCAGCGCUGAAAGUAUCAAGUUUGAAAAGCCGUUUGCCUCUUUGGUUCAUCACUGGGAGCAAUUGUGCGAGUUAGCAGAGGCCGAUGCUGGUUCCGAGGCCCAGAGAUUCAUGAAAUUACUCGUGGAUUUACUCAAGGGCGAACUGCGAGAUACUCUCAUCCGAGUCAAGAAGAUCAUGAAAACUGGAUGUGCUGCUUUCGGUGACCUUCAAUUUGUCUUCAAGCCUGGUCAGCUCUUCUUUGACUCCCGCCAUCCUAUGGGCGCAGGCGUUUGCCAGUCUUACGUGCAUGGCAAAGUUCCAGUCGAUCAAGUUGCGUGGAAAGGGGAAGAGUAUCGUUUGACCGAUUCGACCUUCCAUCUCCCCAGGUUCGCAGGCAUUCGGCCCAUCUCUGAACUCAGCGUCCGGCCAGCAUGGGCCUGUUCAAAAGAUGACAUCAAGAGCAUGAAGGCUGCUCUCGUCAAACGUGGCCGCAAGUAUGAAGCACUAAGAGGUAUUCAUUUCCGCUUUUAUCCUGGUAUUAUCGAACAAGGAGUGGUGAAUUUGGAUAAAGGUUGGGGAGCCGACAGCAUCCCAAGCCUCCCUAAUCGAGCGAUCGCAGGACGAGUGAUCGUAGAUGCGGCAGGUCAACACGGGCAUGAUGCUAGAUGUUCCUACCCCCUGUCCAGUCUUCCCACCAGCAGUGCAAUGUACAGUAACGGACAAUAUUCUAAGGCCUCUACUUCUAGCGGCCACCAAGAGUCACAGGAAGAUAGCGAUUGGGAGGUCGAAGAAGAGGAGGAUCCCAAGCACCUCACGGAUGAGCAGGCUAUGUUGACCGUUUCAACCGUGAAAUGUUUCUCGAUCGAAAACAAGACGUGGUGUACGGCCGAGGUGGACGAUCUCAAAGACAUUGAGUGGAACACUCAGGCCUUUGACAACCUCGUCAUCGAUGAAGCAGAGAAGAGACUCCUAGUCGGAUUUAUAGGUGCAGCCACGAACGGAAAGUUGCAGGAUUUCGACGACUUUGUCGACGGAAAGGGAAAGGGUCUUGUCAUGCUCUUGUGUGGUCCCCCCGGUACGGGAAAGACAUUCACUGCAGAAUCCGUCUCCGAGAAUCUGAAGCGCCCUCUUUACCGCGUUGAUACCUCGGACCUGGGGAUGGAUCCCAAGAACCUGGAGAGUAAUCUCAAGACUGCUCUUGAUCGCUGUGCGCGCUGGAAUGCCAUCCUCUUACUUGAUGAAGCAGAUGUGUUCCUUGAAAAGCGCACCAGCAGCAAUCUUACGCAGAACGAGAUGACUACCAUUUUCCUUCGCGUCCUGGAAUACUACAAGGGAAUCAUGAUGCUCACCACGAACCGCUACCUUGCAAUCGAUCCCGCGUUUGAGUCACGAAUCGACCUUUCAUUUUUCUUCCAGGAUCUUGAGCCAGCCUCCCGAGCCAAGGUCUGGUACAACUUUCUUAUCAGAGAAGACAAGGCGUUGGCUGGUGACAGCGAUGCGAUUGCGAAGCUGGCCAGCAUGCCUCUGAAUGGCCGACAGAUCAAGAGCGCCGUCAAGACAGCUCGAAUCUUGGCUGCCAGCGAGAACUUGCCUCUUGCAGUUGAUCAUUUGCAGACGGUUGUUUUCAUGCGAAUGAAAGCCUUGAAGAUGAUGGAGUAG
Fusarium subglutinans is the source of this 2013-nucleotide messenger RNA. Its product is annotated as P-loop containing protein. The coding region runs from base 1 to 2013 and encodes 670 amino acids. Lineage: Eukaryota; Fungi; Ascomycota; Sordariomycetes; Hypocreales; Nectriaceae. The record is from RefSeq and is a predicted model, not a curated record. Gene Ontology annotation, molecular function: ATP binding; ATP hydrolysis activity. The transcript has 8 exons.